Saccostrea echinata is the source of this 4869-nucleotide messenger RNA. RefSeq lists its product as uncharacterized. The record is from RefSeq and is a predicted model, not a curated record. Bases 3 to 2774 code for a protein of 923 amino acids. Lineage: Eukaryota; Metazoa; Mollusca; Bivalvia; Ostreida; Ostreidae. The transcript has 22 exons.
ACAUGACCGAAGAGCAGAGGAAAAGACGGUUUCCUCUAAACUUUCCAAUUAUUUGUUUGUUAUUCCUUGUUUUAUGCAGUAUACAGCUAGUUGAUGGGAAUGGGUUGGUGUAUUUCCAAGAUUUUGUUCCAUCAGCCAUGGAGAGGCACAUCAAGUCGUCCAGACACUUGCCUAUUUGCAUCUUGUUUAGGAACACUGCAACUGAAGGAUCUAAGCUAGAGAAACAUAUUUAUACCUUAUGGAAAAAUGAAUCAAGCAGUUACAAAGACUGGCAAUUUGGGUCUUAUUCAUUUGAUAGACAUGAAUUGGUGAGGGAGAGAAAACCAGAGCACAUGCCAGCAGUCAAGUGUUAUCUGGGACAGUCUUCAUCAUAUCUGUAUGAAGGAAAAUCAAAAAAAUCACUCCUCAACCAUUGGCUGAAUACAUUAGUUGAUCGACACAGUGAACAGCUGCAGGACGCCUCUCCUGAUCUUGUUAGAGUUGCCAUAGAAACACACAAUAUAACCAUCCUAGCUUUCCCAGAUCAUCAUAAUCAUCACCAUGUGGAAGAAAAGGUAUUCCAGCUCGCUGAGAACACACCCAGUUGUAAAGCCUUCAUCAUACAUCCUUACUCCAUUCACACCAAUGAUUUAAGAGAGAUUUAUGAGGUGCCAGAUAUACCUUCUAUUCUCGUGAUAACGAAAGAUGGUAAAAAAGGGAACAAAUUGAUGCGUCGGUUAUUCUCAAGACAGCAUAUACAGACUGCAAUGUUAGACAUCCACCUGGUAGCUUCACAGAUCAGCUCAAUAAAUCGUUACACUGAAGAAGAAUUUGAGAAGAAUGUGAUGACCUUGAGAGGAACCCGUUACAUCCCCAAGGUUAUAGUUUUCUAUGCCUACUGGGGAGGAAAUGUUAAGGCCUAUCUGUCAGCCUUCAGGAGGAGUGUGGAGGAGUUCCAGGAACUGGGGGUGUCCCUGGAGUAUGGAAUGGUGGACCUGGCACAGGAGGCUGGCAAAAAAUUGGUGUCCAAAUGGAUCAGAAGCAAGGUUGCCAGAAAUGUACCAUUUACCAUACUGUUUCAUACAGAUGAGAGAAAUGACUACCUCAUUCAGGAGGGACUGAUGGAAGACCGCCCCACCCCCUCUGAACUGUACCAGCUGUUCAAAUCAGCCACUGUUAAUAUUACUUACCAAGAUGGGAGAUUAUUCAAUGAUUACCUCCCUUAUGGUCAAACAGAUCCGUCACAGUAUUCUUUAUUGGAUGAGGGGCCAAUGGGCCAUCUUUGUCAUCCCUGGUCACAUAAUAGGACAGACAGCGAUCCACCUGUUCCUGUGGUCAAACAAAUAAAGAAGAAACCACCACCACAAAAGAAACACAUCAAGGAAAAAGGCUGGCAUGAAAGGUUUGGAUCUGAAAAUGUGGACAAAAAGCUGAAAAAAUAUCAUGGAGUUCCCCUUUUAUCACAUGACAUGUGGUCAGAAGUCAUAGAAAUAUCACAUGCUCCCUCACACCCCCUGCUUGGAGGAAAUCAUUGGGCAGGGGAGGUUUCAAAGAUAGCACUGGUAGUAUUUGUGAAGGCUGACUGUAGAAGUUGUGUUAAUAGUCUGGAAACUUUACUGAAGGUGCAAAAAGCACUUCAUUUCAUUGAGGGUGGUUCCUUGUACUUGGUGAAUUGUACUGUGGAGCAUGAACUGUGUGUGACACACAACAUUAGAGGAUACCCUUACAUCACAGCUUUCAGGGGACAAGGAUGGCUUGGGACCUCCCAGUGUGUGUCUCCCAACACCCCACACCUACCCUACUCAAGGGUUGACUACCACGGGGUCAUUCAGGAAAAGGAUAUUAUGAAAUGGUUUGGAAAAGUAGCAGGAACAUCUAUUUUGAAUCUCAUGUUUGAAAAACCAAGUGAAGAAAUGAAAGAGGAUGUGAGGUUGAUUGGUACACUGAUUCCAAGAUAUUCUCGCUAUUUGCCCCGCCCCCCUCACACUAAGAACCCCAACUACUACUACUCCUACCAAUGCUUUAGGCUUGCAUGUGAAAGGUUGUUUGGAAAGGCAGUCUGUUACACAGUGUACAGCACAGAAAUACCUGCCAGAGAAUAUCAGGACCAGCACAUGGAACUGGUUGUAACCAAGUUGACAUUACAAAGGCGUGAUGGUGCAGAAACUGUGAUUACACAGUUGGGGAAAUCUUUGACAGCCAUUUUAGAGGAACAAGAAGGAACUGCCAUUCAUAGAUUUCACAGAAAGCACAGGUAUGCAUUUGGCCCUACCCUAAGAUGUGAGGAUGACCAUGGUGUGUGUACAGACUUUAUCAUGACCUUCACACUGGACCACGCCCGUCUCCCAGUCACCCACAUCACCUCAGAUGCUUUCCACACAGAAAUCAGGUCAGAAGAUGAGGAGUUACCUAUCCUGAUUGCUCUCAUACAUCAAGAAAACAUAACAGAAGACUCACCAUUUCUGCAGACACUGCAUGCUGUAGCCAGUGAGUUGUACGACCGUCUGGUGGUGACCACAUUAGAUGUCAAUCAAUAUCCAGCCUGGGCUGGACAGUUUGUUCCAGCUGAUUACCAAAAAACCCUCAUCAGAGAGGACAGAGAUGUUGAGAGUAUGUACUCCUAUCCAAGAAUGUGUAUUGUGUUCAGAAACGAUCAUAGAAAAGCUGCAUUUUAUCCACCACUGGGCAGAAACAAAAACUCUCCAAGAUGGUUCUUCAAAGAAAAUAUCCAGAAAUAUACAGAAAAAGUCUUAGCAAAUCCAAAUAAAUACAUGACUCAAACAGAACAUUUUUAGGAAGCUGUUUUGAAAUCUGUCAAGAAAUGGCAUCCCAAGCAAGAACGGAUUAAUUUGUACAUUUACGGUAUUCAUUCUUUUCAACUGUUGAAAUGAUCUGUAACCACCUGUCCCCUGCAUGCCCUGUUGCUUUUCAGGCAACUGAUGUAACUCUAAAAAGUGAAUGCUGAGGCCAUUAAAAAAAUCAUCUCUAGCUUCUCAGGCACCACCACAUCAAGUCAAACACUUUCGCAUCGAUCAAUUUUCUUGAACAUAUUGAAAAGGGAAAUAACUCAAUUCUUUAUUUUUCCAAGUUGAAAAAGCAAUUUGGGUUAUUCCCCUUUUCAUAUCAGUCAAUAGAUAGACGUUUUUAUUUUUCUUGUUAAAAUGGUAUUUUAUGAAUUAACUUUUACUCAGAUGUUUGGAGACAUUGGAGAACUAAAAAGUAAAUUCUGGAAAAAAGAGAUAACACCUGCUCCAAUAAAAAAAAAUCCUAUCACAUUAAAUUUUGAAAUUUUUGGACAAGAAACCUAAGAUUAAUUUUUUUUUGGCCUGACUUUUACAUUUUAAUCAUCUCCAAAGGGUUAUGAUAAAUGAUACAAAGGAAAUACUGUAAAUCACUUUUUAUUUGCUAGAACUUUAUUUUCAUGCUCUCAAAAAUUUCAUUCUCACGUGAGUAUUAUUGAAGAUUAAAUAGAACAAUAACCAGAAAUUGUAAAAAUUGUGAAAAUUUGAUGAUUUACAGUGAUCAAAAUAAAUAGAAGUUGGUUUAUUUACACUAGCUGUAUUUUAAUAUUUUAUCUUCAUCAUUCCCUUUUCCAUGCAUUGAAAGAAGAAUAUUUUUGAUUGUGUGCAUAAGCAAUGUAUGUAAACGUUACAUAUUAAUGAUGGAAUGCAUUAUUUAAUGUAUAAUAUUGAUAUGUCAAUGUGUGUACCCUGAUUAUGUAUCAUUGUACUUUCUAUAAGAAGGCAGCAUUGAAUGUAGGGAGAGUCUGUCACAGAGAAAGUGAAUACCAAGGAUGUGUGAGAGUUUUUCUUGCAAGUUGUUUAAAUCUGGUUUGUACUACACAGGUCUCAUUAGUCACUUGUGUCAUUUUAGUGAAGAUUUUUUUUAUGUUGUUAUUCAUAGCUGUUAGUUAACCUUGACCUUUACUUACUGUUCCUGAGCUGUGAUUAUUUAUCAAGCCGUCCAGCAACAUUAAUUUUUUUUAUGAACUUCAUGCUUACUAAAAACAAAUUACAACCGUUUUUUUUAAUGUUAUUUGUAUUCAUUUCUUGUGAAGACCAUAGUUGUGGGUUUUCAUUUCAUAUAUCAUUUACCAUCUCAGAAUGCAAAUAAGUUUCUCAAAUCUUAAAACAAAAGGCAGAUUUCAAAAAAUGUUAUCACCACUAAUUAAGCUCUUGCUUAGAACUGAAAAGUAUUUUUUAAAAAAAUUAUCAUUCUAUUUUAACUGUAAAGAUUUGACCUAAAAAUUUUGGAAAACUAUUCUUUAGAGUACUGUAGUAAUUGUAGCUUUCUGUUAAAUUUUAAUUAGGCCAUUCCAAUUGUUUUUCUAUGUUAAGUGUCCACCUAUCAUUCAAAAACCUAUCUACCUAUUCACAAAAAACACACACAAAAAAACAUAAGCUUAAAAAUAAAACACACACUAAUCGUGAUAUAGAAAUGACACCAUAUAAAGAAUUUGAUUCCACUAUUCAUUUUUCAUGUCGAAAGAUAUAUUUCAAAGUAUAUACCUAAUUUGUAAGAUUCUUGACAAUUAUGGAAAGGAAUUGCCGGAAUUCAAAAGGUUUCAACAAAAUAAUAAAUUUCUGGAUUUCUGAAUUAGUGGAUUUUCUGAUAUGGGUUGUCAAAAACCAUGUGCAUGGGGAUGCUAAACAGAAAAAAAAUUUGAAAUGGCCUCAUUUUAAAUAAGAAGUAAGACAAAGAAUUUUUUUUUGUUACAUUUUCCAGAUGGCUUGGUAUAUUUUUUGAACAACAACUAUGGCUGUGUAUUAUUUUUUGGUAGAUAACUUACAAGUGCAGCUGGCUGUGCUUUAAAAUAGACCUUUAUAUCAUUCUAUACUUCUGUUACUUUUUUUUCUUUAUAAAUAGUUGUUAUAUUUUAUUAACUUUAUA